AUCAACAAUCCAUCGACCCCUAAUGAUCAAAUGGCCGCUCUCAUCGAGAGUGUUGCUGACGGAUUAUUAUCUCUUUGUGCUACCAUGGGGAUUGUACCAAUCAUCAGGUAUCCCAAAGCUAACGCUGUCGAGCAGUGGCCAAGGUCAGCUGAUCUUGCAACCAUGCUGCAUCAUACAAGGACAUACCAAGCUCUCAUCCAUAACGUUUUGGAGUUGGACCAGAAUUGGUUAACUGUUACUAAAAAGGCGAAAAGCAUACGAUAUGUCGAGUGGAGGAUUGGAAAUUGGACCACACACAAGGUAACAUUCUAUUGUUGA
Molecule: messenger RNA, 318 nt
Organism: Cylicostephanus goldi
Lineage: Eukaryota; Metazoa; Nematoda; Chromadorea; Rhabditida; Strongylidae
Source: the annotation of a GenBank genome assembly